UUGCACGCUGGCUCUCUUUGGUUCCUUUCCUGAGCAGGCAAGCUGCAUGAAGGUCUUUUCACAAUUUUAGAACCAUUUUACCAUUUUAAACAGCACUCGAUUGAAAUAAAGGGUUGAUCAAGGACUGAAGAACUAGAAGACAACAUUGUCUGCAUUGGAUAGCUUUGUAUAUGGAAGGCAUGUCAGAAAUCGAUUUUGAAAAGUUAGCUGAAAUAGAAUUAAGGAAAGAUGAGGCAGAAAAUGCAGAUCUUGAAGGGAGCCAGUUAUCAUUUGCAGCUGUGUCAAAUGGUGAUGCUGAAAUAAGCCCGACACACCCAUAUUAUGAUGUGGCCAGACAUAAUAUACUUCACCUUGUAGGUGAUGAUAAUUUGGGGAGAAAAGUGAUUGCUUUCAGUUGCUGCCGUUUGCCUCCUUCCCAUCAACUUAAUCACAGACGGUUAUUAGAAUAUUUAAAGUAUGCACUGGACCAGUAUGUGGAAAAUGAUUACACAGUGGUCUACUUUCACUAUGGACUGAACAGUAAGAACAAACCCUCCCUGAGUUGGUUACAAAGCGCCUACAAAGAAUUUGACAGGAAGUAUAAGAAAAAUCUGAAAGCGCUCUACAUUGUACAUCCAACCAAUUUCAUAAAAAUUAUUUGGAACAUUUUUAAACCUCUAAUCAGUCACAAGUUUGGAAAAAAGGUAAUCUAUCUGAAUUACCUGAGUGACCUGAGAGACCAUCUUAAAUACGACCAACUUAAGAUCCCUCAAGAAGUUAUUCGACAUGAUGAAAAUCUUCGGACUAAACAAAAGAAAAAGCCACUUACUGCAGUGAAGAUCCCUCCACCAAGACCCCCUCUUCCAACCCAGCAGUUUGGUGUCAGCCUCCAAUAUCUCAAAGCUAAAAACAAAGGCGAAUUAAUCCCACCAGUAAUGAAGCACACAGUGUCUUAUCUAAAAAGGAAAGGACUCAAAGCAGAAGGACUGUUUAGACGGUCAGCUAGCAUACAAAGUAUUAAGGAGAUUCAGAAACUUUAUAAUCAGGGAAAAUCUGUUAAUUUCGAUGAUUAUGGAGAUAUCCAUAUUCCUGCUGUCAUACUUAAGACUUUACUCAGGGAACUCCCAGAGCCUUUACUGACCUUUGAACCCUAUGAUCAAAUCAUUGGAAUUACUAGUGUAGAAAGUAGCUUACGGGUGAUGAACUGCAGAGAAAUUGUACAUGGACUUCCUGAGCAAAAUUAUGCUGUUCUGAAGUUUCUUAUAUGCUUUCUCCAUAUGGUGUCACAGGAAAGCAUUUUCAACAAAAUGACUGGUUCCAACCUGGCUUGCGUCUUCGGCCUGAAUUUAAUCUGGUCACCCAAAGGCACUCCUUCUUUCAGUACUCUGGUACCGAUAAAUAUUUUCAUUGGGUUACUGAUAGAUUUCUACCCCACAAUCUUCAGUUCUCGAAGUGUACCUGGUGAGCAGUUACCUUGAAAACACAUACAGUACGGGGAUGCCCGCCUAGGAAGGACACUCAUUAUUCUGCGCUAGACUCCAUUGAAUCUAUUUUCAGUGCAUACAAAAAUGAAUUGCUUCACAUGAAGAAGCCUUAUACAAAAUAGGCUUAUUCCUACUGGCAACUCCAGGUGCCAGGUGUGUGUGUCUUCCAAAUCUGCUACCUCUGUUCCCUUGGUUGAUGCCAGAGAUUGGAUCCGGGACCACUAACAUACAAGACAGGGCACUUUUCCACUGAGCUGUACUCCCAAAUUUCUCUUAAAUUUUUAAAACACAUGACUGUGUAACAUCUACAAAGCUAUCAGUACAAAAAAAUCUUAGAAAGUAAUUUUGAGGAAGCAAGGUGUAACAGUUGAUUUAGAUUUCAUUCCUUUAGUAAUGUCUGCCUUUUAAAGCAUUUAAGUUACAGUCUUAAAUUACUUAUACUGUAGCCCACCUGUGAUCUUUGGAUGAAGGACAUUAUAUAAAUUUAAUAAGUAAUAUUUUUUGCUAUGUUUUCUCAGAAACACUUUAUACAUUUAUGAAUUCAAUGCUGUAUAAACUGUGUAUAUAUGGAUUUUUGUAGAGUAAGUGUUUAUUGUAUGUGAAAUCCCUCCUCCAGGGGUUCAUGGGUUGAUAGAGGGGAGUCACGUGAGUCCUCCUCUAGAAAGAUGGAUUUGCUCUAAAUCUAAAUUCAGUUGAUCUCUCAUCAUGUGGCUCAGAAACUGAUGGCUGACAGCCUACUGAAUGGUGCCUAGCAACAAGUACAUACUGCUAUUUUAGCUGCCACUAGAUAAUUAUAAAUGUAUCCUGGCACCCUCAUUGUUUACCAUAUUUAUAAAUGAC
Messenger RNA from Podarcis raffonei (Aeolian wall lizard), 2303 nucleotides. RefSeq names its product Rho GTPase activating protein 8 (gene ARHGAP8). The transcript has 13 exons. Gene Ontology annotation, molecular function: GTPase activator activity. Gene Ontology annotation, cellular component: cytoplasm. Gene Ontology annotation, biological process: negative regulation of endocytic recycling; small GTPase-mediated signal transduction. NCBI's taxonomy places the organism in Eukaryota, Metazoa, Chordata, Lepidosauria, Squamata, Lacertidae. Bases 171 to 1457 code for a protein of 428 amino acids. The record is from RefSeq and is a predicted model, not a curated record.